AUGAGCCAAGAAAAUGGAAGCUCGAGCGCUUCAACAAAUCAAACUGAUACAUUAUUUGCAAAGAUGAUAUACGCGCGCUGUGAGCUGGGAUCUGCUUUUACAUUGGCCAUCUUGAGCCCGGUCACAGUAUUGGCAAAUAUCUUACUGAUCACGGCCAUAUUCAAAGACCCGCUGAAAUACUUCAAGAAACCAACAAGCUAUUUUGUCCUUGGUUUGUCCGUAGCCGAUCUUCUCUGUGGUCUAUUUGUGGAACCGUUUUUCGCCAUGUAUUUUCUCGGACGCUAUUUUCUAGCCAGUGAGGAAUUCCAGGCCAUUUCACAGACGCUGUUUCUGGUUGGCUCAGUGAUAUCAACAGCAUCGCUGAACGCCUCUUUCGUUAUGGUGCUGAUGCUCUCUUUAGUCCAACUUAUCGCUAUAGAGUGCCCCUACCGAUACAAAACCUGGGUAACAAAGAAAACCGUAAUAUCUUGCGUUUUAGUAACAUGGUUAUAUUUCACGGUGUAUAGCUUCCUCCCCAUUCUAGGCCUUGAUCAGAUUGUCUUUUUCAAACUCAACUUAACUCUACAUUCAACGCUAAUAUCAGUGAUCUUGGCGUUCGUUCAGAUAUGUAUGUACAGGGCAUUCAGAGGACGUUUACAGCAUCAAAUCACCACCAACAGAAGUCUGUCUCGUUACGAUUCAACCAACUCUCCACACCGCAGUACCGGUAACAAAAAGCCUGUUCGUUACCGAACGUUUGACCGGAAUUUUAUAAUCAUGACGUUUUAUCUUGCCGCGAUAUUGCUUUUCGCAGCGUUUCCUCAUAUCGGAGUAUUUUAUUUCUUUCUAUAUGCAGAGACAACCAGCAUACAAGAAGAACUAAGUUUGAAUAUUUUGUUGAGAACAACCGACCUUUUACUUUUUACCAAAGUAGCCGCUGACGCGUUUAUUUUUGCAUGGAGACUCCCAAGUUACAGAAAGUCUUUAGAAUACUUAAUUAGAGGAAAACAUUAUGAAGUAGAAACAGGGGUGUAG
Porites lobata is the source of this 1014-nucleotide messenger RNA. Lineage: Eukaryota; Metazoa; Cnidaria; Anthozoa; Scleractinia; Poritidae. The record is from the annotation of a GenBank genome assembly.